Messenger RNA from Carya illinoinensis, 2151 nucleotides. RefSeq names its product protein TRANSPARENT TESTA GLABRA 1. The transcript has 2 exons. Gene Ontology annotation, cellular component: nucleus. NCBI's taxonomy places the organism in Eukaryota, Viridiplantae, Streptophyta, Magnoliopsida, Fagales, Juglandaceae. The record is from RefSeq and is a predicted model, not a curated record. Bases 176 to 1168 code for a protein of 330 amino acids. Gene Ontology annotation, molecular function: protein binding.
UGAGCAGCAGCCAGUCCAACCCCGAAAAGUCCAAAGUCAAGUUUCUUCCCCGCUAUAUCUUUCCCCACUUUCCCGGAAAUGAAACCCAAACAGAACUCUAUAGCUAAAAGCUUUCCCUCAUUUUCUCGAGAAAACUCUUAAGAGUGAAAAAACUAGAAACGAGCGAGGAAAAAAUAUGGAGCAUUCGAGCCAAGAGUCCCUGAUGAAACACUCGAAUUCCAUAACCUACGAAUCCCCUUACCCACUGUACUCCUUGGCCAUCUCCAACUCCCCCUAUCGCGUCGCCAUCGGCAGCUUCCUUGAGACCUACAACAAUCGUGUCGAUAUUCUUUCUUUCGACCCGGACGCCUUGACCAUCAAGCCCCACCUCCCUUCUCUCUCAUUCGAUCAUCCCUAUCCGCCCACCAAGCUCAUGUUCCACCCCUCCAACCCUAACCUCCUUGCCUCCUCCGGCGACUUCCUCCGCCUCUGGGACCUACGUGACCACUCCGUUGAGCCCCUCUCAGUUCUCAACAACAGCAAGUCCUCCGAGUUUUGCGCCCCGCUGACCUCCUUCGACUGGAACGACAUCGAACCCAGGCGCGUUGGCACCUCCAGCAUCGACACCACCUGCACCAUCUGGGACGUCGACAAGGGCGUCGUUGAGACCCAGCUCAUCGCCCACGACAAGGAGGUAUAUGACAUCGCUUGGGGGGAGGCUAGGAUUUUCGCCUCCGUCUCCGCCGACGGAUCGGUUCGGAUCUUCGAUCUCCGGGACAAGGAGCACUCCACCAUAAUCUACGAGAGCCCUCUGCCCGAUACACCGCUUCUGAGGCUGGCCUGGAAUAAGCAGGACCUGAGGUAUAUGGCGACGAUUCUGAUGGACAGCAACAAGGUCGUGAUUUUGGAUAUACGGUCGCCGACGAUCCCGGUGGCGGAGCUUGAGAGGCAUGCAGCUAGCGUGAAUGCAAUCUCUUGGGCGCCCCAGAGUGCCAGGCAUAUUUGCUCGGCGGGGGAUGAUACUCAGGCCCUCAUUUGGGAGCUGCCCACGGUAGCUGGCCCCAAUGGAAUCGAUCCGAUGUCGGUAUACUCCGCUGGGUCGGAGAUUAACCAGCUGCAGUGGUCGGCGGCGGUGCCUGAUUGGAUUGCCAUCGCGUUUUCCAACAAAAUGCAGCUCUUGAAAGUUUGAGCGGGCAAGAGACGGGGAAACGGAUUUGGUGUUGGAGUCAGAUCAUAACUUCUUCACUGAAGUAGAGCAAAUGUCGCCCAUUUCAGUUUGUUAGCCUCAUUGGAGAUGCAUUACCAUCUAUCUGCCUACCAUGGCUUCAUAAUGAUGCAACCAACCUGCCUACAACAGGGCAUCAUAAUGCUAUCUGCAUUGUGUCCUGCAAGGUUUCAUAUUAUAUUCGUCAUGACACUGUUGUACUUUCUCUUAACUGUUACUCAUGUGUCAAAGAGUGAAGUAUGUUUUUGAUUAUGAAAAUCAUAACAGUCAACUAUGGAUAGCUUAGUGUGGCGUUUACGAUGGUAGAUUGGUUUACAUUCUUUUGAAAUUUUAUAUUGAAUUAUUUUUUCUGUUGCAAGACUUCCCAAGUUUCCCUAUUAUUUUGGGUGUGUCAAUGGGAUGAGAUGGGAUGGAAUUCGUUCUUUUAGAAUAAUGAACUGUGCUUUAGAAUGAUGAACUUAUCCACAUGGUUGUGAUUUUCUGAAGCUUUUAAGUUGCGCUGAGGAUAUAAUUGAAAGGAAAAAUAAGUGCUCAAAGUAAAACAUGGACUUGUACAACAUAUAUUUUGUAAGAAGCCUAAAUCAGUGGCUUGAGUUGCAAUGUGAAAUGUUGAAUGAUCAUUUUAUAUUUUCAUUUAUGACAUAACUUUUUUCUUGUUUACUGAUAGAAACAUAUAUAUAUAUACAUAUUUCCUUUACGACGUGAGCUAACACUUUUGUGUUUAGAAAGACUGACUUUAGUGUUCAUAUUGGUCCCACCCUGGUUCACUGAUAAAAUUGUCUCUAUUAGCUUGUUAGUUGGGUGAGUAGCCCCAGAAGAUGUACUACCUAUUGGAUUUUCUUCUGUUCAAAGACAUUACAGAGGAUGAUUUUACGCAUGAAAAUAUUCAUCUUUUAGCUAAGACUUCUAGCAUAUGCCUUCUUUGUUAAAUCGGAUGUGUUUUGCAU